CAAGAUGCAAUAUGAUAAGAGAUUGUGAUAACUGAUGACCCUGGCUCGCCGUUUAAGAUGAUUCCCACCGGUCACAAGUGCACUAGUUGCGCGAAAGAGGCACACUACAACACACAUGAAGCCUAAACCAGAUUCCGCGAUGAAAAUAAUGGACCCGUCGUUCCUAUUGCGGCCGGAGGAAUCGUUCAACGGCAAACCAAUAGACGCGUUCCGAGAUUACUCCGUCGACGAGAACAAUCCCAUCAAGAUGCGUGUGCGCCGGACAUACUACGACAUGCACAGCAACAUGACUGUCGACUUUGUUAAGGGUAAAAUGGAAAAAUGGCUGAAGUUCAACCACUUCAAAGCGACCAUCAAGGAGGCUCUGAUCAAACUAAACGAGCUGGUGGACGAGUCUGAUCCUGACACGAACCUGCCCAACAUUGUGCACGCCUUCCAGACUGCCGAGAGGAUCCGGGAGGACUAUCCUGACGAUGACUGGUUCCAGCUUAUCGGCCUUAUUCAUGAUGCUGGCAAGGUGAUGGCGUUCUACGGGGAGCCUCAGUGGUGCGUGGUGGGAGACACCUUUGCGGUCGGUUGCAAGUGGGGCAAAUCCAUCGUGUACGGAGAUGACAGCUUUAAGAACAACCCCGAUACUUACAACCCUAAAUACAACACUCCCAACGGCAUGUACCAGCCACACUGCGGGCUGGAGAAUCUGCUCAUGUCCUGGGGCCACGAUGAAUACCUGUACCGGGUACUUGUGCACAAUAAGGCAAAGUUCCCCAAGAAGGGACUCUACAUGAUCAGGUACCAUUCAUUCUACCCGUGGCACGCUGGUAAUGACUACAAGCACUUGCUGAAGGAAAGCGACAAAGAAAUUGAGAAAGCUGUUCUAGAAUUCAACAAAUACGACUUGUACACGAAGAGCGCUGGUAUCCCCGACGUGGAAGCUCUAUGGCCAUAUUACGAGAAGCUCAUCGACAAAUACAUCCCAGGCGUUCUAGAGUGGUAGACACUGAAAAUAUUCAAAUAAAUACAAUAAUAUUACAUCCAAAGUCGAGCAACUACCACUAGACUUAGAAUGAAAGUGUUUGAUUAUAUAGAAGUUUGUUGUUGCCUUUAUUAGUAAGUACCGUAAAAUGUUCCUAUAGUAUAAUCUGUGCCUUUAUAUUUUGACAUCAGGAUGCAAUACUUAUACAAAGUAGACUAAAUAGCCUAUUUACAAGUUAAUAAUUAUUUCCAUUGUGAAUUAUUUACGUUUCUAUGUUCUCUAUUUUUUUAAUAAAAUAGUUCCUUUACUUUAA
This is a messenger RNA of Pectinophora gossypiella (pink bollworm), 1286 nucleotides long. Its product is annotated as inositol oxygenase-like. The record is from RefSeq and is a predicted model, not a curated record. Gene Ontology annotation, cellular component: cytoplasm. Bases 116 to 994 code for a protein of 292 amino acids. Gene Ontology annotation, molecular function: iron ion binding; inositol oxygenase activity. The transcript has 7 exons. NCBI's taxonomy places the organism in Eukaryota, Metazoa, Arthropoda, Insecta, Lepidoptera, Gelechiidae. Gene Ontology annotation, biological process: inositol catabolic process.